This is a messenger RNA of Hirsutella rhossiliensis, 945 nucleotides long. RefSeq names its product thioesterase family protein. The transcript has a single exon. The record is from RefSeq and is a predicted model, not a curated record. The coding region runs from base 1 to 945 and encodes 314 amino acids. NCBI's taxonomy places the organism in Eukaryota, Fungi, Ascomycota, Sordariomycetes, Hypocreales, Ophiocordycipitaceae.
AUGGCAAGCCCGGAUUCCCUCGCUCAGUUCAGCUGGGCGACAGCAGUGUCGAGGAUACUCGGCUCCAAGGGAGGCGACGGCGGCUGCUACUGCGUCUACAGGUGCGCAUUUCUCUGGUCUUUGCUGCGACACACACCGCAGGCUGACGGCCAAAACCACUCGGCAGGCAACGCAGCGGGUGGCGGCGGGGCGCUCCGCAAGGGCCUCUGGCUGGCCGUCCUGGGCCUCGGCUUCAGCACCCUCGGGGCGGCGGCGGCGUGGAAGACGCUGACGGCCCGCGGCCUGGGCUUCUACUCGGACGAGGAGAGCCUCGGCAGGUUCUCGGCCGCCGACGCCGACGAGGAAGCGCGCCGCGCCGAAGAGACAAUCAACGGCCACCCGCUGGUGGCGGAGCUGCGCCGGCGGCCCGAGCUGACCGAGUCCCGCCCACACAUGAAGAUGCCGGCGCAGUACCGUGCGCACAGCCUGACGGGGGCCGCGCUCCUGGGCCCUGGCAAGGUGCCGGUGCCGGCGACGACGUGGACCGAGGCCGGCGGCAAGUCGCUCGUGUCCGUCGUCUACGUGGGUGAGGACCUGUGCGGCCACCCGCCUUGUGCAUGGCGGCUUCUCGCCACCAUGCUCGACGAGGGCCUGGCCUGGUGCUGCUUCGGCGCACUGCCGCACAAUAUUGGCGUCACGGCCAACCUCAACGUCAGCUACCGCAAGCCGACGCCCGCGGGGAGCUUCCUCGUGCUGCGGGCCAAGACGACAAAGGUCGAGGGGCGCAAAGCCUGGGUCAAGGGCCACAUUGAGCUUCUGGCCAAACCGGGCGAGCAGCCGACCGUCCUGGUCGAGGCCGAUGCUUUAUAUGUCUCGCCCAAGCUUGCCUCUGUGAGUUUCGCGACCUACCCCGUCGAGGGACUGCGACGACUUGCCUGGCUGACUCGUCCUGCCUCGAUACUGUAG